This is a messenger RNA of Lasiosphaeria miniovina, 738 nucleotides long. RefSeq lists its product as uncharacterized. Gene Ontology annotation, molecular function: GTP binding. NCBI's taxonomy places the organism in Eukaryota, Fungi, Ascomycota, Sordariomycetes, Sordariales, Lasiosphaeriaceae. The transcript is spliced from 2 exons. Bases 1 to 738 code for a protein of 245 amino acids. The record is from RefSeq and is a predicted model, not a curated record.
AUGGGUUGCGGCCAGAGUACAAUUCAGGGCGAGGCCGUCAUUGCCGUGAUGGGCAUGACCGGAUCAGGGAAGAGUAGCUUCAUCCAACGAGUGUCCAAGAAGCAGACCGCGGCUGUUGGCCACGGACUUCAGUCCGACACGAGUGCCGUCUCGCUACACACCGUCCAUCGAGGUAACGGCCGAGUGCAUCUGGUCGACACGCCCGGCUUCGACAACAGCCGCCUCUCCGACGUCGAGGUACUCAAGCUCCUGGCUUUCUGGCUGAGUAUGGCGUACUCGGCCGGCAUCCGGAUCGGCGGCAUCAUCUACAUGCAGCGAAUCACCGAUCUGCGCAUGUCGGGGACGUCCCUUCGGAGCCUCGAGGCUUUCAAGCAGCUCUGCGGGCCCGACGCCUUCCCCGGCAUCACCUUCCUGACGACGGGUUGGGACAUUCCAGUCAUCAGUCGGGACGGACACGCCCGCGCCGCCGCCCAGCAACGACAGGCAGAGCUUGAAAACACCCCACGGUGUGUAGGGGACAUACUCGCCGGCGGGGGCGCCGCAAUGGCCCUCCUCCCCGGACGCGAGGCCGCCCUUGCCCUAGUCGACGCCAUCAUCCGCCGCCGCCACAACCUCGUUCUGAGAAUACAGGUAGAGAUGACCGUCGGGUCCGCGGCCCUGGGCGAGACGGGCGCGGGACGGACCCUGCGCGAGGCCCACCGCCGGGAUAUGGCGCGGGCGGCCGAGUUGGACGCCUAA